GUAGAGGAAGAGACCCGGGGCGAGAGGAGUGGCAGGACGAUGAAGGAUCAGGUCGAUCCUUUCUCCAAGGCGCUGGAGAUUUUCGAGACGGGAGUCCCUGUCUUCAGUACAUGCGCCAGGAGGAUAGGAAACAACAUAAAGAAGCCGAUGAACGCACCAGGAUCAAAGAAGAAGAAGAUCGAAGUCAGAGACGAGUUCGCCCUCGGUGUUGCGUUCCUCGGAACCACCCUGCGCAAGAACGGGCUCAAGAGGGAGAAGGACAUCCCGUACAUCGCGCUGUAUGAUGAGAUGGGGGUCCCCAAGAGUUUCGCGCAGUGGGCGAACUCUCUCUUCGAAGUGGAGGAGAGCUCCAUGGCAGACAAUCUCCGGCAGAGAAUCCACAAGGAGCAUCUUUGGAGAGGAAAGCCAGAGACUCUACAGACACCCAGGAAAGCUCCUGUCUGUAUCCUUGCAGUGUCGUUGACUUGUUGCCACAGAAACAAAGAAGCGUCCGACAGGACCAGGAGAAGCUCGAGCUGGUUUGAGAAACAGCCCAAGGAAGGGGACCAGGAGGAGAGGGCGGAGCAGGCAGGAGGCCAAGGAGAGAACCUUGCGGAGGCGAGCGGGCGAAGGGAGAGCAUCCAGAUGGAGUCGAGCGUGAUGCUUGCAUCUACCAUGGCAGGUGAGGAGCAGCAGCAGGGCUCUUCCCGUCGCCUACACCUCGACAUGUCGAGGGUGAACUCGGAGUCGAAUGUGAUGACAGAACGGACGUUUGACCUGAGGAGACCUGAGAAGGAUGACUUGAGGCCCAGCACGGCACGAGAGCACAGCAGCAGACAUAUCCAGCUGAGCAGCAGGCCGUUCUCAGCUCGAUUUCCACCCCGUGAUCACGUCCGAGAGAACAUCCUGAGCGCUCGAAGACAGCGAGGAACGGAGGAGCGACCGCUCUCCUGGAGGCGGCAGCAGCAGGCGAUUGCCACGGUGCAGACGAGGAGGCAAGAGAUCGAGGAGGGGAAGGUGAGGAGGAUCAAGGACACGAUAGAGAGGCGAGACAGGAGGCUCGCUAUGAUACAGAACGACCUGAUCAAGGAGGAGAGCGAGAGGAGGCAGAAGCUCCUUCUGAUCUCCGUCGUCUGCAGCAGCUUUUUCAACCUCCUCUACAAGGAGUUCCGCAAGCGCCGAGAAGCCUUGAAGUCGGACUUUCAGAUCGUUCGGGAGGACACGGAGCGAGGGCUUCGCAUCUCCACAGUCUUCCUGGCCUUUAUCGGGGUGCAGAUCAAGAAGGGAAACCUGCUCAAGGUCUUUCCUGCCUGCGCGCGAGUGCACAAGUGGCUGCGGCAGAUCCUGUAUCAGUGUUUCUCAUGCAUUCGAUCGUCAUCGUCCUCUCACAAGAUCAAGAAACCUCUGCAUCACUUUCCCGAGUUUGGCAUCGUCGAUGAGCGUCAAGCUGCAAGUUUCUUCAUGGUUGCAAGCAAGCUAGACAGGCUGGUGAAGAAGCGGCAAGCAGAGAUCAUUCAGCACGCGGGCAACGUCAUCCGCUCGUUCCUGCAGGAGGCCAACAGAGGCAAAGUGGUGGUCAACAUGAUCCGGCUGCUGGCGACCAAGGUCAACAGGAUCCAGCGCUGGUGGAGGAAGAGACUACAGGCGCACGUGCGGAGGUUCGCAGCCCUGCGGCAUGCCUGGACAUCCGUAGAGAGAGCGAUCGUGACUCGCUCGCUGAUGGCUGAGGUUGCGACGCGUCUGAUAGCUGCUGGUGAGCGACCCGCGUGCCUCGAGCUCUUCCCCGCUGCCCUCCAGGCGCAGCUGCUGAACAUGGCGCCCUCCAAGGUCGACCUGAAGGGGCAGCAGCGGGAGAGGAGGAGGAGGUCGAGGCAGAGCCUUGUGACAGAGAUGUCGACCUUCCUCCAAGACCUUCACGCCCUCCUCGAACUCUCGCACGUGGAGCCAUCGGAGAUGUCGGAGGUCAGCGAGGAGAGCGAGGCUGCAACUCAUGUGAGCACGGAGGUGGAGAAGAACGUGGCUGCGAGCCGAGCAUCGCUCCGUCGGUUGUCGAUCAAACCGCAGGACGUGGAGGGGAUAGUGCAGCAGUACAUCCGAAACCUCCAGGUCUCUCCCGCCAUGCAGUUCAAAGUCUUGAUCGAGAAGCUUCAAUCGCUGCAGGAGAAGUUCGCCUACCUCAGGAGGCGGUACCAGCAUCAGCUUGACCAGUACCGCAGCACGAUAGAGUUCCAGCAACAGUGCUCCGAGACCCAAAGGAAGCUGCGGACGGGACGAUGGCUGGAGGACAAGAGGCCGAAGGAGGAGGAGGAGGAGGAGGAAAGAAACGUUUCUUUGAUGGACCCGCCCGAGGAUGCUGGUGGAGAGACGGCCGAAUGCUUCAGUAUCUCUGCUCCUAAGUUCCCGUCCUUUCCCAUCUCCACGCAAGACAGUGCAAAGAUUUCCUUCUGGAUCGUCAGCACCCAUGAGAAAGUUGGGGCCUUUCAGGCUGCGGAGGGAGAGAACAUCAACCCGUUCUUCCAGUCGAAGGAUAACUCGAUGGAGGAGGAGCCGUGGGAAGUGAAGUCGAGAGAUUUUCUCUGCAGGAUGGGAGACGCGCUGUUCCCGAGCUCGGACACGAUGAUGGUAUCGAGCCUGCCCAAAGAAGUCCCUCUCUUCUCCCUCAGCAAGGAGAGGCUCGUCGCCAACGUGGACGCGAUGCUGGCUGAGAUCGAGCAGGCGGAGAUGUCGAGGAGGACAGACGUCUUCCGAUCCAGCGCUGGGCUGAGUCACUUGAACGCCAGAGCCAGGAGAUCCUCGUUGCUCGGCAAGUGA
Molecule: messenger RNA, 2790 nt
Organism: Guillardia theta CCMP2712
Lineage: Eukaryota; Cryptophyceae; Pyrenomonadales; Geminigeraceae
Exons: 14
Coding region: 40-2790 (916 amino acids)
Source: RefSeq, a predicted model, not a curated record